Messenger RNA from Scaptodrosophila lebanonensis, 582 nucleotides. RefSeq names its product V-type proton ATPase 16 kDa proteolipid subunit-like. Gene Ontology annotation, biological process: proton transmembrane transport. The coding region runs from base 103 to 582 and encodes 159 amino acids. Lineage: Eukaryota; Metazoa; Arthropoda; Insecta; Diptera; Drosophilidae. The transcript is spliced from 2 exons. The record is from RefSeq and is a predicted model, not a curated record. Gene Ontology annotation, cellular component: proton-transporting V-type ATPase, V0 domain. Gene Ontology annotation, molecular function: proton-transporting ATPase activity, rotational mechanism.
UGCUUCUCCAAUCCGUUUCGAUGCCAGAAUUAUUGAGUGCCUGAACUUCAAAGAACUUAACCGAAUCGGUGGGAAUUGAAAUCUAACUCUAAUUAGGAAAAUAUGUUCACUGCCGAGGCUUCCAAUGAUAAGCCAAGUUACGCCAUUUUCUUUGGCGGCAUGGGUGCUACAACGGCCAUUGUGUUCUCCGCAUUGGGUGCUGCCUACGGGACAGCUGCUUCGGGCAUUGGCAUUUCAUCAAUGGCGAUUGGCAAGCCGGAAAUGAUUAUGAAGUCCAUGAUACCUGUGGUGAUGGCGGGCAUUAUAGCUAUCUAUGGUUUGGUUGUGGCUGUGCUUAUCGCCGGAUCCAUAGAUAAGGACUACACCAUUCAGAAGGGGUACGUACAGUUUGGAGCUGGACUAGCCGUUGGACUGGCCGGACUGUGCUCGGGAAUAGCGAUUGGUAUUAUAGGGGACUCCGGCGUGCGUGGAGCAGCCGAGCAGCCGCGCCUUUUCGUUGGCAUGAUCCUGAUUCUUAUAUUUGCGGAAGUGUUGGGCUUAUAUGGCUUGAUCGUAGCUAUUUAUCUCUACACCAAAUUUUAG